UUACGGUAAAGCUGUGAGUGGCCCUUUACCCUAAUAACAAGUGAUGCAAUAAAUUCAUCAGCAGUCGAUCACUGACUAAACUUCCUUAAUUGGAGAAGAAAUAUUACAAGAUCAUGAACUAUUAAACACAUGGGACAGUAAAAGUAUAUGUAUACUUUACAUAAGAGGACACCUUCAAGCAAACUGCUCCUAUCUUUAAGAAGAAGUCUCCACAAGCUACUUGCUGAUAGCAUCACAGCAGCAUCCGUGCACACUGCAAUAGUUAAUAACCUAGCAAAUAUGUUCAAGAAACCAAAGCUCAUUGCAUUUGAUCUUGACUACACAUUAUGGCCUUUUUGGGUGGAUACGCAUGUGGAUCCACCUUUCCGCAAGCUAAAGGAUGGCCAGGUAGUGGAUGCCAGGUCUAAGAGAGUCCACUAUUACAAGGAGGUACCAAAUGUGUUAGAGAAACUCCACAAUGAAGGUUAUAUUCUGGCAGCUGCAUCACGUACUGGAGAAGUCGAUGGCGCAAAUCAACUCCUGAAACUUUUUGACUGGGAUAAGUACUUUACUUACAAAGAAAUCUAUCCAGGAUCCAAAGUCACGCACUUUCAGCGAAUCAAGGCCAAAUGUGGACUUGACUUCAGUGAGAUGCUCUUUUUUGAUGAUGAAUACAGGAACAAGAGAGAUCUCGAUACCAUUGGUGUUUUAAUGAUAUUAGUUGAGAAUGGUGUUACUCAAGAAGUGAUUAGAAAAGGAUUGGAGGAAUUUUCAGCAAGGAAUGAAAGAAAACAACUCCAAAAAUAAGAUUAUAUGUUGUAUAAAUUAUUGUCCAAUAUUUAUUUACAUUAUUUAUAUUUUUAUUACACAUGCAUUUUAGCAAUAGAUGUUAAAUUUAUAUGGAUGGCAAGAAACUGGUUUGAUUCUUUGAAAACUUUUAUUAAGGAAAUGUUUAUUUUUUAACAGUUACUGCAAAUGGCAAGUUUUUAAGUCUUACCUUAUGUUGACUGUGCUUAAACAUGUUCAAAAAUGUUUAUAAAGUUCUCAGUAUUAAUGAGAGAUAUGAAAUGUUACAAUUGUACAGUACUAGUUUUGGAGGCUUUCUCAGCUAGCCUAUAGCAUAUAAAAUGUUAGCACCACCAUACAGAAGAAGCAUCAGCCUUUUUGUGUGUUUGUUUCUGUAGCUCUUAAAAGGCAAUACUACAUCAAUGCAGGUAGAAAGCAUCAUUAAUAAUUCUUAGUGUUUAAUGCAACAAAAAAAUGUUUUCAUGCUAAAAUUGGUUAAAAUAACGAUUUAUGUAUCUAUCUUAGGGUUAUUCUAUUCUCAGUGUCAGUGUAAGAUAUUCUUUAGUUCCUUUUAGUUUAAUUAUGGAGUAUUCAUUUUACCUCGAUUUUAUUUACUCCAUACUGUAUUAUAAUUUAUAAGGUGCUUGACAACAAAGAACUUUGAACAGCAUGGGUGAACUUGAUAAAUUAGACACAUGUACAACUCUUGAGUAUCUUUAUUGAGGAAACGUUUUGCCACACAGUGGCUUCAUCAGUCCAUACAAAGGAGAAUCAUGAAGAACAGGAGAAGAAUGAGGUAAUCAGUCCCUCAAACUUGAGUCGAUGUUGUCAGUCCAUCAAUCUUGAAUAGAAUACAUCAUAUGUGCAGAGAAGUAGCUUAUAUACUGUAGGCAGGAGAGGUGCAGCAGAUGUAGGUGGUGUCACAUUUGUUCAAUGUGGAAGUAGGUCAUGCCCAAGAGCUAGGCAAGUGAAGAAUUCCCAAGUAUUAAGAUCCCAAGAAGUUGCAGUGUCUGACAGGAUUGUAGAUGAAUAGUUCAGAGAACGUUUCCUCAAUAAAGAUACCCAAGAGUUGCACAUAUGUCUAAUUUAUCAACGUAUCGGUUCUCUGAACUAUUCAUCUACAAUGGGUGAACUUGUUAUAAGAAGAGAACCUGAGGCAACUUUGUGUUAGAUCCACUCACUUUAUUCUUAUAAUAAUGGUACAAAUACUGAGAGAAUGGAUAGUUUCAUGCUUCUAUUUUCAAUGCAGUUGAAAUCAUGAAUUUCUGUCAUGUGAAAGGCAUUCUUAUUCUGCACUGCCACAUGAUACUUCAACAUUCUCCACUUUAUACUGUACUCCUUUUAACUUUUCUGAUGUAUUAAAAUAUAAUCCAUCAAUAUAUUCACAAUUUCAUGGCCAAAAUGCAUGUAGUGUUUGCCUGUGCAAAUACUGUUUGUUGCCUCAACAAUUUAUGGAUUGACAUAUUGGCUGUAUCCCACCAAGGCAGUGACCAAAUGAAGAAAAAUCAUUCACAUCACUGAUUUCUUGGCUCUCUUUCAUGAAAGACACAGACAUCAUUACCUAGAGAUUACCCAUUGAACCACAACAUUUUACAUCAUUUUUGAAAGUACAAUCACUGCACUUUCUCCUGGAAAAAUUCAAGUCUCACUAAUUAGUUUCCCUGAACCUUUACAUAAAUGCUACCCUGUUCACACUCCAAGAGCACAUCACAUCCACUUGCCUCUACUCAGUCUGAUGUAGCAUUCUUAUACAUGCAUGUGAAAUUCUCUCAAAGCCAUGAUAUAACCCCUUUAAACCCUUUCUUGAACAUUCCCUACACCAAUUUCUAUCUACCCCAGUAUUAUACAUCUUAAACUACCCUUUUUGUUACAUCAUCUGCUCUUUGAAUUAUUCAUACUGCCUCACCAUCAUCUAAUUUCUUGGGUCCUUUCCAAUAUAUUCACACUACACAUUGCUCCUAGACAGGACUUUUCCACUGCUCCAACCUCUUUUUAUUUGCUACAACAAUUAAAGGCAUGUUUCAUACCCAUGAAAAGACAUAACCACCACUAUACUCAAAUGCAUUUUUUCAUCUGUUGGCAAACUUUCUACCCACAUAUUCCUUAACAUUCUUGCUACUUUCUUUUUUUCAUAUGUACGGUAAUUUCCUAUAUCCUUUAUAGACCCCAUCAACUGAUACAUUCACUGAGAAGAAUCGUAUCUGUGCUUCUAAUCUGACCUCUAGUCUUUUAUUCCUAUCCUAUAUUUUUUUUUUUCCAUUCUUUUUAAACUUCCUUCAUUUAUGCACCCUUCCAAACCCUUUACUGGUCUUUGCAUUAUAUGUGAGGCAUAUCUUAUCUGGUAGACUGUUGACUGUGUUUUCCCCUUGUCUUACCUAUACUGAAGUAUGGUUAAGGAAAGCAUUACAUGAAAUACAUUCCUCACACCUGAAUCCUAGUACUACUGUUAGUGAUGUAAACUAUUCAAGGUGUUAAAGAAAAAAGAAAAAGGUGUUACUGCAACAUAUUCCUCAUGAUGAUAAAAAUAGCAAGAGAAAUAAUGCUUCCUGUAUGCUAGGAAUAUAGAUGUGUGUUGCAGAUCUAAUAUGCCAAGGUGCGAUGGUAGCAAUGGCAAUCUCUCCAGUAACAUAGUAUCUCACAUGUUGUUAAAUCUUUAUUUCUUAUUUUAUUAUAAGUAUUUAUAUUAUUUUUUAUUCAUUUCCUUAUUUUUGUAAUUUAUGAUUUAAUAAUAUGAAAUAGACACAAAACUGUAAAAGAACAAGCAAUUACAGUAUAUUUAGAUAAAUAAAUAGCUCUGAAAACUG
This is a messenger RNA of Cherax quadricarinatus, 3569 nucleotides long. RefSeq names its product magnesium-dependent phosphatase 1. Gene Ontology annotation, molecular function: acid phosphatase activity. NCBI's taxonomy places the organism in Eukaryota, Metazoa, Arthropoda, Malacostraca, Decapoda, Parastacidae. The record is from RefSeq and is a predicted model, not a curated record.